Messenger RNA from Periophthalmus magnuspinnatus, 2730 nucleotides. Its product is annotated as transmembrane protein 74. The record is from RefSeq and is a predicted model, not a curated record. The transcript is spliced from 2 exons. NCBI's taxonomy places the organism in Eukaryota, Metazoa, Chordata, Actinopteri, Gobiiformes, Gobiidae. Bases 219 to 1079 code for a protein of 286 amino acids.
ACAGCAUCGAAGAAGAAGCGACUGAACGGAGGAGGAUGCGGAUAGAAAAACAUAUUCCUAAGCAUCCGAUCCGUCAGAAGACAUGAUAUCUGCUGGCUAGAACAGCUGACAUGGCGCCUGAGAACUGGAGGAUGCAGAACGAGGGAGCAUGCUGCAGCAGGGGGAUGCAGUAUUGUGAUGAUGCUUAUGAGCGGCAGAAGUGUAGCUAAUGAAGAGCUAUGGCAACUACAAUCACAUCCACCACCAAUACAACAACAGCAGCAGUGCCAGAGAUACUUCCUCCACGUGAUGAGGGGAAACAACCUGAUCCUCCCCGCGUCCUUGAGCAUAUGUCAGGCUCGAAGCUGGUCUGUAAGCCUGCCAUGUCAACUGGAGCUGUCCCAGGGGAGAGCGGAUGCAACGUGCCCCGCAGUUGUAACCACGUCCGGUGUCAUUCACUUACAAGGACGAAGAAGCCUACAGCAGGAGGAGCGGAGGAUAAAGUAAGAGUUUGUUGUGAUGAGGAGCUUGAGACUUCAUUCACAUAUGUUGAUGAGAAUGUAAAUUUGCGAGUGACCAGUCCAGAGACAAGUUGUAAAAGCACACAUAGGACAACACGUAAUGGCGAACCGUGCUCAGAAACACUACCAGACUUCUCCUUUAUGUCUGAGGAUGAUUUGUCAUUUGGCGACAGCUCUGGGACCUCCAUAGACUACGGUUUUAUAAGCGCGGUUACCUUUUUAGUGACUGGCAUCUCUCUGGUGAUCAUAUCCUAUGCAGUUCCACGGGAUGUUGAGGUAGAUCGGGACACUGUAUCAGCCAGGGAGAUGGAGAGGUUGGAGAUGGAGAGUGCGCGGAUAGGAGCCCACCUGGACCGUUGUGUGAUAGCUGGGCUGUGUCUGCUGACUCUGGGGGGAGUGGUGCUAUCCACGCUGCUCAUGAUCUCCAUGUGGAAAGGGGAGAUGUACAGGAGGAAAGUCAUAGCGUACUCCAAACGUACAGCCAAAAUUUACGGAUCCAUCAGCCUCAAGACUAGAUCCAGUCCUAGUCACUCCUCUGUGCAAGUGUCAAUAGAUGAAUUGGAUGAGACUAUAGCCUGAAAACUAUGCAGCAUUUUGUUGUAGAGGAAGAAGAAGAAGAAGAAGAAGAAGAAGAAGAAGAAGAAGAAGAAGAAGAAGAAAAAGAAGAAGAAGAAGAAAAAGAAGAAGAAGAAGAUGAAGAAGAAGAAGAAGAAGAAGAAGAAAAAGAAAGCAAAACUAUCACUGCAUUUUCAACCUAAUUCUAGGCUUCUCACUUAUUACACAUCAUGCAAUAGCAACUUCAUUAUAUAAAGUAACAAUAAAAGGGAGAUACCAGUGCAUAUGAUCAGAGCUGCUGUACUGUACAAAGGUUUUGAUGAGCUAUGGGAAUAUUUCAACAUAAUAUAUUCAGAUUCAUAAUUUAUUUAUUCCUUUUUGUAGAAAAGGUCAUUAAGGGGUCAACCAACAACCAUUAACUUUAGUGUGUAUCUUCAGCCGUCUGUUUUAUCCAUGUAAUAUUUUGCAACAUUUUUGUACACACAAUUUGUUUUUGCACAUUUAUACAUCAAUUCAAGGCAUAUAAUUUAAAACCUUUGCAGUGUACUGGACAAAAGCGACAUUCCAGUGUCACAGACAGUGCUAUACAUGUUUGAAGAUGCUGCCUCUUGGACUCUCCAUUAUUAAGACUAUUCAUUUUUAAUGGGGAAUGUUUCCGACAGUAGAUUUGCCCACAGAUGGACACAUUGCUGGAAGUGUGUCCCUCUGGAGAUGGGAGUGUGUUGUGUCCACUGUGGUGAGAGUGCAGGGGGUGAAACUCGCUGGUCCACGUGGUAAUAUCCAGUGACAGUUCUGUUCUGGUGCAGUGCUGAGGUAAGCCAUAAGUCUCAGAUAGUAGGACCAUAUUAUACUGCAUUCUGCAUUGCUGACACAAGCAAACUACUUUACCCUACUUUUUCUAUUACUUUCUUUGUGUUGAAUCUUUGUAUUCAUCACUACCAGCAAACUACACUAUUCUUAUACCAAAAUGUAUUUUAUAGACCUGUGCAGAGUUUAUAAAGCUCCAAGUGAUUGGUCACCAAAUGACUUGCUACAGUUUAUGAAGUAAGUGAUGAUUACAGAAGGAAAAACAACAGCUUCAGUUGUUCACACAUUGUGUUGGAGUGGCUAAUCAUACACCACAGUCUGGUGAUAAAUUAUGUUUUCUUUGCUAGAGUAACAAAGCUUUGAUUUUAUUGUGUAAAAAAUGACAAUAGCAGCAAAAUGAUUGAACACACCUGCCUAUUCGGCAAUUUAAUCCCUUGUUCUUUUUAUCCUUGCUUAUGUGGGAGGCACACACUGCUGUUUCAGACAAUCAUGGUUCAAUGAAAAGGGAAAUAAGGCAGAACUCUUGUGUUUUGCCAUAGUUUUCACACCAGAUGCCUUUCCUGAUGCAAUCACUGGUUCGUGAUUAUCCUGUAACUGAAACAGACCUUUGGUUUUCUUCAUUGUUAGUCAGUUGCAGUCUUGAAGGCUGCCAAUCAAGCUGGUCAACUAUGUACUAUAAUGGGCUUUAUUUACAUUAUUAACAUACAAAAUAAGUGACUUUCCAAAUAACGCACACUCAUAUAAGUGGCUUACUGGCUUAUUACAUAUAAUCUGUAACAUUUUCUUUUCCACCUGCAUAUUGAAAAACACCUCGUUUCACAUGAAAGAGCUGCCCCACUUUUCACACCUAAUUUCACUAAUCUCACAC